Brassica oleracea var. oleracea is the source of this 535-nucleotide messenger RNA. Its product is annotated as RING-H2 finger protein ATL48. Bases 72 to 317 code for a protein of 81 amino acids. The transcript is spliced from 2 exons. The record is from RefSeq and is a predicted model, not a curated record. Lineage: Eukaryota; Viridiplantae; Streptophyta; Magnoliopsida; Brassicales; Brassicaceae.
CCCGACCCAUUUCAUACUCGUUCUCCUCCUUAUUUUGCAUUGAUUGAUUCCUCUCCUAACCGAGAAAGAAGAUGAGUGGGAUAGAACCAGACAUGGAAGAUCUGUUCCAGGAGAAGAAGCGUGUCAGGAAUCCUCUCGUUCCUCUCGGUGCACUUGCGACUGCGGGAGUGCUGACGGCUGGGCUGAUUAGUUUCAGAAGAGGAAAUUCUCAGUUGGGUCAGGUUUUGAUGAGAGCUAGAGUGGUCGUCCAAGGUGCCACUGUCGCGUUGAUGGUUGGAACCGCUUACUACUACGGUGAUAAUCCCUGGAAGAAAUGAGCUGCUGCUACUUGUGAUAUGACACUCCGGGAAGAAGAGGUAUGUGCUUCUCUUUUUGAGCGUCAGAGAAGUCUUCCGUCUUGUUAGGAUUUACAACUUGCAAGGGUUACACAUCAAAUGAGUUUGAAUAAUUCUGAACUAAGAAAGUUGUUUUGUUUCUUGAUCAAUUUGAUUAUAUUGAUUCUGAGGGAAUUUUCAGAAACCCAUCUUUACUCUUA